UUAUCUGUUUACAGUUUAUUCGCUUCGCGAGAUGUCAACAGGUUGCAAACAAGAUUAAGUAAACAAUUUACUUGAGAAACCAGAUAAGACGCAGAGUAUUGUUAAUUAUAUAUUAAUGUCUAUUUUGGUCGAAGAGUUUUCCGCGGGAAGCUUCAACGGAUAUAAUAAUACCGUCACGGCCUUGCACCACGGCCGCAAUCGUAUCGAUUUACUCUGUAUGCGUAAUAUUGAUCUCGACUUGCUCGCCUGACUAAAAAGUGUCUCGUGCUCUGUGGCCUGCAAGUUACAUCGCAAGUUUCAAACAACUCUAUCUUUCAUUUAUUUUUAUCGCAACGAAGAAUCAAUAAUUACAGAAAAGUGUUGACGAUAGCGAGUAAAAAAGUGUGCUGUUUCUUGGGGCCACAGAUUGCGGGCGCACUCCGCGAUCUUGUGAAGGCGAAGAAAUCGAAUUAUAAGUAUCGUCUGUCUCUAUUAUUAAAUUUUAUUUAUAUAAUAAUAGCAUCGGAAUUAAUGUCGAUACGAUUGCUUCACGCAAGCGUACAGCAUGUAAUAGUUAUUUGUAUGGUCGAGCGUUGCUAAGACUACGGCUGAGUCCUUGUCAUCGACAGGGCAUCGUGAACGACAUCGUCAAGAACAACGUGCAUACAACGUAUAUACACGGCCUAUGCCGCGCUAGCGAUAUAUGCCCACGGCAUACCGUAACUGUGUACAGAGAUCGUCGAAAGUGCCGUGUUCCUCGACGAGUCGCGUUCUCCCUUUUACUUUUCUGUUGCCCACCGUCGCACAAAAAUGGGAAGUGCUGUCGACCGUGAUUACGGUGUUUGCAUUAGGAUCGGACUGUAGCGGGGAUCCUUGCAUGUAUGGGAUCUGUUUGGACAACGAGAACAGCACUUAUUCUUGUUACUGCAUCGAUGGUUACACGGGAAUUAAUUGCGAAAUUAAUUGGGACGAAUGCUGGUCAGAUCCUUGUCUUAAUGGUGGCACAUGCAACGACGGCGUUGCCGCAUAUAAUUGCACCUGCCCCGACGGUUUCGUAGGUGUGAAUUGCGAGCAAAAAUAUAGCGAGUGUUCGAACCACCCGUGCCUCAACAAUGGUACCUGCGUCGAUCACGACGGUAUCACUUGCCAGUGCCUGGAUGGAUACUCAGGUGCAACACGCGUGACGGCAAACGUAUCCAAGAAAUUUCCAUGUUGUUACUUUCUUGUUCUCUUUCCAGGAGAAUAUUGCGAGAUUGACGCCUCGGUCUGCAACGAGACAAUGUGCAAAAAUUCCGGCGAAUGCAUCGAAGGGCCCGGCUUCUCCUUCUAUUGUCGUUGUCGCGAAGGAUGGACCGGUCUCCUCUGCGAGGUGGAUGUCGACGAAUGCUUGGAGUCACCAUGCAGAAACGGUGGUCUCUGCAUCAAUAUUCCAUCUUCCUACACUUGCGCUUGUUUAUUCGGUUUUACUGGCAAGGAUUGUGACAAGGCAAUCGUGCCAUGCAAAGAGAAUCCUUGCCAGAACGGAGCAGUGUGUCUGCUGGAGGACGACCAUCCAGUUUGUUAUUGCGUGCCCGAUUAUCACGGUGCACUUUGUGAGCUAAAAUACGACGAUUGUGAAUCGAAAUUCGCUCGAUGCGACAACGGAGGCACCUGUAUCGACGGUAUCAACAGCUUCACCUGUUCGUGUCCACCGAGCUACGGUGGUCCUAUGUGCGAGUAUAGUUUUACGACCACUCUAGAAGUGAAAGACACAUCUGAACAGGGCACGAGUCUAGUUAGAACUACAACUGCCAUAGUUUCGCCUAAAGAAUCAACUACGAUGGAUACGUCUCUAUCUCUAUCGUCCACAUCAACUAUCAGCUUUGCCGUUUACUCGACGUCCCCGAGAACAAGUAGUUCACCUUAUACAAAGAGAUAUACGACUAUGGAGAAAACUACGACGUCCAGAUACGAGGGCGAGGGUUCUAGUGUCAGCGGUGAUAGUAGUGUUUUUCUCACUGAAGCUCCAUCGACAAGUUCGACUCGAGACGAUCUCAUUACGUCCUCGGAGCCCAUAACGGUGUCGUCCGCUGUUACCGAAGACUAUUUCCAUAAGACUGAAACAGAAAGUACUGAAGUUUACUUGCCAACCGGAAGGUCGAUCCACGAUGGCGAAGUUACUAAGGAGCCUGGUGGCCAUGAUCAAAUAACAAAGAUACCUUCGCCGUUUUCUAGAGUAGACGAAGAUGUAACGGAGUACACGACAAGUUAUCGACCUACAAUGGAUAUGGGUGAGGGCCAAAAGGACGAAAGGACUAAUGUCACAAGUGCCAUCAUGGAUCGCACUACCGAUGUAACGCUUUCCGUUGAUACGACUUUCCGAUACAUAACCGAUUCCGUGCAAAACCGAACGUUCGAUCUUGGAACUACGAUUCUGGAUACGCCAAGAACUGUUCUACCCUUAACUACCUCAUCGACACUGCCAUCGGUAUUAUCUUCGACCAUGAGAUUUGAUACUUCCACGGUGUCCUCUCCGUUAACAUCUACCAGUGUGUCCUCGUCAAGCCAAGCUACUGUAACCGGCAUCGAAAUUAAUACCACAGAAAUCGGUGCUUGUCGUGGAAAUCAGUGUUCGACGAGUACUACCGCGUUAACUCCGCGAAAUGUUACCGAAUAUGCUGACGGGUGCAAGACAGACUCAACUAUUACACAAGCGGCCUUUAACGGCAAAUCUUUCGUCAGGCAACGCGUCGAAGUGAUAAUUACUGAAAAUAAGAGUGCGACGCUCCGAAUUUAUGUCAAGCUUAGGACGGCAUUUAAGAAUGGAAUUAUAUUGCACGUUUACUUCGACAAUGAGAGAUAUUCUUUGGUAUACCUGGAACUUGGAUCACUCAAGUUCCAAUUUUCUUGUGGCCUAGAAACUAUGUUACUCGGUGAAAUCGAUGCUACUAUCGAUAACGGAUACGAAGUGGACAUCGAUAUGAGCUUUCAAUACGUUGCCAAUGACGACAACGAGAAAUGUUUCGCCAAAUUGUUGGUCAAUGGCACUAUGGCCGUGACCGGCGAGCAAAUACUGCCACAGCGAGGAAUGGUCCCAAAAUACGCUAAUUUGUAUAUAGGAGGCAUUCCAUUAACAUUCUCGCAUUAUUUCCCUCAUGUAGCAAUGGGUUUCAUUGGUUGCAUGGAUUCCUUGAAGGUGAACGAUAUUACGCGACAUUUCAUACACGAUUCCAUAGAAACAUUCCAGAUCGAAGAAUGCACGUCGUUUUUGUGCUUGUCAAAUCCGUGUCAGAAUUUCGGCGCGUGUGAAGAAAGUGAAGGGAGAAUUCGUUGCAAAUGUAUAGCGGGGUAUACCGGGCCUUUGUGCGAACAUUCGGCAUGUAACGACAAUCCUUGCUCGAUGGGUGCGACUUGCGUAAGCUCGCCGGGGACUGGUUUCAUCUGCGUUUGUCCGCUCGGCAGUCGCGGGCUUUUCUGCGAAGAAGAUGCCAUCCUAGUGCGACCAGCUUUCUCGGUCCUCGUCCCCGGCUUUGCGUCAUACAUUGCUUACGGCGUGUCUACCUCGAUAAAGGACACAAUGGAGCUGAGGCUGCGACUCAUUCCGCGCACGAUUGAUCAAAUUUCUCUGAUAGCGUACCUCGGACAGAGAAGCUCGCGCCGUGAUGUCUCGGACCAUCUUUCGAUAACGUUCGUACGCGGCUACAUUAUGCUUACGUGGGAUUUGGGCUCCGGAGUACGAAGAAUCUUCACCAGCGAUUCGUUGACCUCUCUGAGCGUGGCAGGAUCGGCUGGUAAAAGUAAAACGUAUACCCUUCGAGUUGGAAGGAGAGGUAAGGAAGCGUGGCUCGCUGUAGAGGGUCUCAGAAACGUGACUGGUCAGGCGGUAGGAUCUAUGACUCAACUCGACGUAUCGCCUGUUCUCUAUAUCGGUGGUUACAAGUCCAAAAACUUUGAAACGUUGCCACACGACCUACCUCUUCACACUGGCUUCUCCGGGUGUAUAUUCGACGUCGAACUGCGUACAGACACAACGAUUCUUCCGCUGACCGGCUCUAGUCCUGCCACCGGCCGCGGCGUAGGCGAAUGCAAUCGUAACGAAUGCAUUCGCCAUUCGUGCAAGAACGGUGCGGUGUGUUUACAUCAUGGAGCGUCAUAUAGUUGCAUUUGUACAAAGGAAUGGGUCGGACCUGAUUGUUCCAUUCCUAUCUGAAUCGUCGCUGGAAACGAUCUUCUAGAUGCGCG
Messenger RNA from Vollenhovia emeryi, 4200 nucleotides. RefSeq names its product protein eyes shut (gene eys). The coding region runs from base 683 to 4168 and encodes 1161 amino acids. The transcript has 15 exons. Gene Ontology annotation, biological process: Notch signaling pathway. The record is from RefSeq and is a predicted model, not a curated record. NCBI's taxonomy places the organism in Eukaryota, Metazoa, Arthropoda, Insecta, Hymenoptera, Formicidae. Gene Ontology annotation, molecular function: Notch binding; calcium ion binding.